CCGUCGGUCCCACUAUUUGCCCCGGCUCCUCCCUCGUCGCUUGGUUACGGCGUCGCUUCCGUCCCUGGGGACCGACCGACAUGGCGGCGGCCACCACAGCGUUCUCCUUUUCCUUCGCCUCCUCCUCCUCGGCGUUGCUGCGCCCGGGCUUGGCGCCGCUGAGGCGUUGGCGAGCCCUCACCGGUCCGGCGCCGCGGGCCGCCUGCAGCGCCAGCAGCUCCCCCUGCAGUGCCGACAGUGAUGAAGCAACAGUUCUCUCAGGGACAAAGCUUGCCAACCAAGUGUUGCAAGAAGUUCAAAGGGAUGUAGAAUCGUGGGUAUCUGCUGGGAACAAGAGACCUCAUCUCACUGUCCUAUUGGUAGGAGACAAUCCAGCCAGUCAUAUCUAUGUCAGGAACAAGAUAAAAGCAGCUGCAGCUGUGGGCAUUUCUAGUGAGAUCAUUGUGAGGCCUAAAGACAUUUCUGAGGAAGAGCUCUUGGAUCUGACAGUGCAACUCAACAAGGAUUCGAGAGUUAGUGGUUUGUUAGUUCAGCUUCCUCUGCCCGAUCACAUAGAUGAACGGAGAGUUUGCAACGCCAUCGCCCCGGAGAAGGAUGUGGAUGGAUUUCAUAUCAUGAAUAUUGGACGUCUGUGUCUUGAUCAGCCUUCCAUAAUUCCUGCCACUGCUGCUGCCGUGUGGGAAAUCAUAAAACGGACAGGAAUACUCACAUUUGGAAAAAAUGUUGUUGUAGCUGGAAGAUCUAAGAAUGUUGGAAUGCCUAUCUCGAUGCUGUUACAUACUGAUGGAGAGCACGAAAGGCCUGGAGGUGAUGCCACAGUGACCAUUACUCACAGAUACACCCCAAAAGAGCAGCUCAAGAUCCAUACACAGCUCGCUGACAUAGUAAUAGUAGCUGCAGGUGUCCCAAAGCUGAUUACUACUGAUAUGGUCAAAGAAGGUGCAGCUGUGAUUGAUGUAGGCAUCAACCAUAUCCAUGAUCCUCUUACAGGAAAAACCAAAUUAGUUGGGGAUGUGGACUUUGAAGCAAUGGGGGCACUGAGUGAAGAGUCAGCUAUUACUGCUUCAUCCCUCAGCACAGACUUAUGGAAUAAUUGGACAAAAAACAACGCUGAAGUGGAUUACACAGAGCAGCCAAAGCUCUUGAAGCUCAUGCAGACCUGCCUUGAGGAACACCACAGCUAUUGUAUCAAUGGGCUCUGUGCCUUCCACAGCGAGCUGAGGAAACCCAUAUGCAAGUGCCUUGCAGGUUAUAAUGGAGAAAGGUGUGAACAUUUAACACUAAAUUCAUAUGCACAUGAUUCUUACGAGCGCUACAUAGCUGUGGGAAUUGGUGUAGGAAUACUGACCAGUGGAAUACUUGCCAUCAUCUACUGCUACGUAAGAAAGAGAUGCAGGAAAUUGAAAUCCCCCUACAAAGUCUGCGUGGGCGAGACGGCGCUGUGAAGGUCUGGCACUGGGACACUCACCAGUUUGCCUGCAAAGGAGGGGAGGGUCUGCUGGGAAGGCCCCCCUGCACCAUCCGACAGGUGCCCCAGCCUCGCGGAGGAGAUGAACUCGAGGGAAUGGCAGAGCAGGAUGUGAAGGGAACUCCUGCAGAACUGACAGGCUCCGUUUAGUGUUGAAGAAAGACCUCCUCUCCUUGGUAAAGGUGGCUCAUGCUCAGGUCCAAACAGCUGAGGGCACUGGCAGGCCUCUUGACACUCUCCUGUGGUUGGUGUUUGCCAAGGGGAGGACCUGGUUGGUUUUAGCUGUUUUCAGUCAUUUCAAGCCCUAGAACAGUGUUCUGCUUUGGUCUUUUUUGUGUUUUGUUUUGGUUUUUUGUUUGUUUUUUCUUCUUUUUUCUCCUGGAGGAAAAGCACCACCUCUCUCACAGUGGAGCUGUAUUCUGGACAUCAGGCACUGACCAGAAAACAUUUGGAUUCUGAUUUUGGUGUCUGCUGGCUGUGUGUAUGGAUAAACAUCCCUCUUCCAACCCAGCUGUUACCUCUUGUGUAAUGGGCCAAGUACAGGCUUCUGCUGCCAUAAAGGAUAAAACCAAAAUGCUUUGGACUGAGGACAAUGACUGGUUUGCAAAAACUUUCUUAAACUUAGGAAUAGAGACUAAGCAAUUCCUGGAAAAUUAGAUCAUGACACCUCUGGGCAUGGCAUGCUCUUAUUGUUUUCAUGAGCAAAGGAACCAGGCAUCUUUCUCAAAAUGGAUUAUGGAGUGUGCUUCUGACAAAGAACCUUUCUCAUCCCAAACAUCAUCCAGCAGCUCCUCAGAUCCACGGAACUUCAGGCAGAACAUUGCCUUGCUGCACCCCGAUUUCUGCACAAGACUUCAAUUUCUAGAGAAGCUGGAAUUUUUCCUAAAACUUCAGUACACAGGAAACAGACUCUACUCCAUUCUCACAUUAUCAGCACAAUGUGACCACUCAAAUAAGAAAAAAAUUAUCUUGGGGAUUUGGUUCUACCCUGGACAAACAGAUUACAUAUCGGAUGCUUGGCUCUCUUCAUCUCGUUUACAAAGAAUUGCAAAGGUACAGAGAUUUUGUUCAAAGAAAAGAGAAGAAAAUUGAUUCUGAAGAUGGUGGCACUAACUGGGACUUCUCAGUGACAGCUGGAGUGUUUGCCAGUGCUGACGAGACUGGAGAUGGCUCUCAGAGGUUUUCGUUUCAGCUGUUGUACGUUGUAGACUCACCUGCUGUGCUCAGUCAUCUUCCAGGGAAAGGCAGCUGGUACUUCGAGAUUUUGUGGGGUAAUAUCAGCUCCUAAAUUCAGGUGGCUUGCUGAAAGCGCAGUUUCUUUGUUAUGUGAAUUAAUUUUCACAGCAGGAGGCAUGUUGCUUGUUGAAAAAACUGUGUAUUUGUGAGACUAUGGUGACAAUUCUGAUAUGUGAAUGAAAGGUGGAGUUUGAAAGGGUUAGAAGUGCCUGUGGCACUCGA
This is a messenger RNA of Chiroxiphia lanceolata (lance-tailed manakin), 2926 nucleotides long. RefSeq names its product probable bifunctional methylenetetrahydrofolate dehydrogenase/cyclohydrolase 2. Gene Ontology annotation, cellular component: mitochondrion. Gene Ontology annotation, molecular function: methenyltetrahydrofolate cyclohydrolase activity; methylenetetrahydrofolate dehydrogenase (NADP+) activity; methylenetetrahydrofolate dehydrogenase (NAD+) activity. The transcript is spliced from 11 exons. The coding region runs from base 81 to 1445 and encodes 454 amino acids. Lineage: Eukaryota; Metazoa; Chordata; Aves; Passeriformes; Pipridae. The record is from RefSeq and is a predicted model, not a curated record. Gene Ontology annotation, biological process: tetrahydrofolate interconversion.